Didymodactylos carnosus is the source of this 756-nucleotide messenger RNA. Lineage: Eukaryota; Metazoa; Rotifera; Eurotatoria; Philodinida; Philodinidae. The record is from the annotation of a GenBank genome assembly.
AUGGGUAAGCUCGACGGAAAAAUUGCUCUCAUCACAGGUGGCUCCGAAGGCAUGGGUUUGGUCACUGCGCAACGAUUCAUUGCUGAAGGUGCAGAACAUGUCUUCAUCACCGGACGCCGUCAGGAAGUGCUUGACGAAGCCGUGAAGACAAUGGAUAGGAAGAAAGUGACUGCAAUACGAGCUGAUGCGUCCAAGAUGGCUGAUCUCGACACGAUGCACAGCAUCAUCGAGAAGGAAAAGGGUCGCUUAGAUAUCGUCUUCGCCAAUGCAGGUAUCGGCACGUUUGUGCCGCUGGGUUCAAUCACCGAGAAACAAUUUGAUGAACUAUUCAACAUCAACGUAAAAGGCGUAUUGUUCACUGUCCAAAAAGUCUUACCAUUGAUAAGCGAAGGUGGAUCCAUCAUCUUAAAUGGAUCUGUUAGCUCCAUUAAAGGUCAUCCUACCGCGAGUCUUCUGAGUGCAAGCAAGGCGGCUGUUCGCUCGUUUGCCCGUUGCUGGACGGUCGACCUGAAGGAACGCAAGAUUCGAGUCAAUACCCUCAGUCCAGGGGCAAUUCCAACAGCUGCAUGGGACAAAUCAGGAUUUAGUGACGAGAUGAAAAAAAUAAUGAACGUCGAUUUGCUCUCUGCUAUACCCAUGAAUCGAUUUGGUACGUCUGAUGAAAUUGCCAAAGUAGCCGUCUUUCUGGCUUCAAGUGAUAGUAGUUAUAUCACGGGUAUUGAGCUGUUUGUCGAUGGAGGCAUGGCCCAGAUUUGA